UUGCGCUUAAAUGUUACAAUUCGCAUAGUCAAUUAAAUCAAAUCCAAACAAAGUGGAUGUGUGGUGUUUAAUGUGUCGGACAAGCAAGCUGUGCAGUUUUGUACGCCACGCAUAGUGCAGUAAAAGUGUCGCAGCCGAAUUUGAAUGCACAGACAGACAACAAGAACGAUAACGAAAACCACACACAUAAACCAAACGCAAAUUAAACAAAAAUAACAGAAAUCAAAAGAGCGAGCCAUAAACAAAUCGUGUCCAUAAAAUGAAGUGAGUGCGCUAAUCAAUGCAAAAUGGCCAGCAAUGGGGCUGGUGGCACUGUUGCUGGCGCCGGCAAUGCCGGAGGCUGUGCUGCUGUUACUGGUGUCGCUGGUGGUGCCAUCAAUCACACACACGCCGUCUGCGUCUGGGAAUUUGAGUCGCGCGGCGGCAAAUGGCUGCCAUAUUCACCGGCCGUUUCUCAACACUUGGAACGGGCCCAUGUUAAGAAACUGACCCGCGUUAUGCUGAGCGAUGCAGAUCCCAGCCUGGAGCAGUAUUACGUUAAUGUUCGCACCAUGACCCAAGAGUCCGAUACCGAAUCCGAGGCGGGCCUCCUCACCAUCGGUGUGCGUCGCAUGCUCUACGCCCCCAGCAGUCCCGCCGGCAAGGGCACCAAGUGGGAGUGGUCAGCUGGCAGUGCGGACAGCAACUGCGAUUGGCGGCCAUACAACAUGCAUGUCCAGUGCAUCAUCGAGGAUGCGUGGGCCCGUGGCGAACAAACAUUGGAUCUGUGCAACACAAACAUUAGCCUGCCAUACACGAUCAACUUUUGCAAUUUGACGCAAAUGCGUCAGCCGAGCGGACCAUUGCGUGGCAUACGCCGCACCCAGCAGGCGCCGUAUCCGCUCGUCAAACUGACGCCGCAGCAAGCGCUCCAGUUUAAGGUGACAAGCACUGGUAAUGGACACGACUAUCAUCAUCAUCAGCAUCAGGGGCAGCAACAGCAGCGCAAUAAUACACUGCCCAAAAUGGGUGUGAUGUUGCCACCGAUGCAUCGACAGCAGCAUCCGUUGCCCAUGUCCGUGAACAGCAAUUCGCAUAAUCAUCACCAUCAACAGCAGCAGCAGCAGCAACAACAACAACAACAUCAGCAGCAGCAGCAGCAACAGUUGCAGCAGCAACGCAAACCGCAGAAGAAGCAUAGCGAAAUUUCGACAACAAAUCUACGCCAGAUACUCAACAAUCUAAACAUUUUCGGCAGCAGCACUAAGCACAGCAACAACAACAGCAACAACAGCAGCAAUAGCAAUAAUAGCAACAGCAAUGGCCACAGCAGCAACCACUUGACGGCAGCAACUGGGUCGGGUGGAUCAAGUGUUGCCGGGUCGACGCUGCAUCUGAUGCAGCAUCAUCAUCAUCAUCAUCACCAUCAUCAGCAUCAGCAGGCGCACUUCUCGCACAGCGGCAAAAGCAUGCUGACCUCCUCGAUGAACAGCCAUCAUAGCCGCUGCUCGGAGGGAUCAUUGCAAUCGCAACGGAGCAGCCGGAUGGGUUCGCAUCGUUCGCGAUCGCGAACGCGUGCCUCCGAUACGGAUACGAAUAGCGUUAAAUCGCAUCGACGGCGACCGAGCGUUGACACCGUCUCCACAUAUCUCAGUCAUGAGAGCAAGGAGAGUUUACGCAGUCGCAAUUUUGCCAUAUCAGUGAAUGAUCUGCUCGACUGUUCGCUGGGAAGCGAUGAGGUGUUUGUGCCAUCGUUGCCGCUAUCGUCGCUGGGCGAAAGAGCGCCAGUACCGCCACCGUUGCCCAUGCCGCAUCAUCAGCAGCAACAGCAGCAACAGCAACAACAACAGCAGCAACAGCAGCAACAACAGCAGCAACAGCAGCAACAACAACAGCUACAGCAACAGCAAUCAAUCGCUGGUUCGAUUGUGGGCGUGGACCCGGCCAGCGAUAUGAUAUCGCGUUUUGUAAAGGUCGUUGAGCCGCCCCUCUGGCCGAAUGCCCAGCCCUGCCCCAUGUGCAUGGAAGAGUUGGUGCAUUCAGCACAGAAUCCUGCCAUAUCGUUGAGCCGAUGCCAGCAUUUGAUGCAUCUGCAGUGUCUCAACGGCAUGAUCAUAGCACAACAGAAUGAACUCAAUAAGCAGAACCUGUUCAUUGAGUGCCCCGUUUGUGGCAUUGUGUAUGGCGAGAAGGUUGGCAAUCAGCCCAUUGGCAGCAUGUCGUGGAGCAUCAUUAGCAAGAGUUUGCCCGGCCACGAGGGUCAGAACACCAUACAGAUUGUGUACGACAUUGCAUCGGGCCUGCAAACUGCUGAGCAUCCACAUCCGGGACGCGCCUUCUUUGCCGUUGGAUUUCCGCGCAUCUGCUAUUUGCCGGAUUGUCCGCUCGGCCGGAAAGUGUUGCGCUUCCUGAAGAUCGCCUUCGAUCGCCGGCUGUUGUUCUCGAUUGGACGAUCGGUGACCACCGGUCGCGAGGAUGUCGUCAUUUGGAAUAGUGUCGAUCACAAGACACAGUUCAACAUGUUCCCCGAUCCCACCUAUUUACAGCGCACCAUGCAGCAGCUCGUACAUCUGGGCGUUACGGAUUGAUCUAGUUGCCACCCACACUUAAUCUCAAAGUUCUCGCUCUUCCAUAUGUCCUUUAAUUUUUUUUUUUUUUGUUUGAACAAUCUCAAUGUGUGUGCAAUUUUAUUUGAGUUUUUGUUUUAAUUUAAUUGUAUUACUAUUAUUUUUAUAUUUUUGUGUAUACAUUGUAUGUGUCCGCCAGCGUUCGAGCUGCUCGAACCCUAAAAAACAAAAGCAAAAACAAUCGCAAUCGCAAAUGCAAAUGCAAUUUCCAUUUUGAAUUCUCCAUUUAAUAUGACCUCGACCUGUUCUUCCAAUUUGUAGUCGUUAAGAGUAAUGCAUACAUAUCAUGUAUUG
Molecule: messenger RNA, 2900 nt
Organism: Drosophila grimshawi
Lineage: Eukaryota; Metazoa; Arthropoda; Insecta; Diptera; Drosophilidae
Gene: dx
Product: protein deltex
Exons: 5
Coding region: 288-2567 (759 amino acids)
Biological process (GO): protein ubiquitination; Notch signaling pathway
Cellular component (GO): nucleoplasm
Molecular function (GO): ubiquitin protein ligase activity; zinc ion binding
Source: RefSeq, a predicted model, not a curated record